CUCAGCGCUCUGUUCAAGUGCUGCUCAUUGCGCUCCAGACGUUCCACGCACCAGAGUGCGCAAGACCGCUGGUGUUUAGGAUAGGCUAAAAUAGUAGACAAAACACAGUGGUGUUUAUUACAAUGCCACACUCGGAAGGCUAGAAAUCUACACACAUAUAUAUAUUCGAACACUUGCAUACUUCAAAGCCUGCAUAAACCAACCGUGGAGCUCAAGUAUCCUCAAACAUGAGCAUCAACUCGGAUGGCGGUGAUGUUCUUGAUGGAGAUAUGCGUCCUGACACUUCAUGACAAAAGAUACCCAACUCUAUUUUUCAGCAUCCUAUUAGCCGUGGCAAAGAAGAGGAGAGAAGAGCGCAGGAUGAAAAGCACUGGCUUACUACUGGGUUACUUUUUGAUGAAAGUUCUUGUGUGCGACGCGGAUGGAGAACCUGGAAAAAACCUGAAUGGUUUGGUGACGGCGUCCGGUACCAACGACUCCAGAGACGGGGAAAACGGUCUCUCUGAGACCCCUCACACGGAAGACAGGUGUCGAGGAUAUUAUGAUGUGAUGGGUCAGUGGGAUCCUCCGUUCGUGUGCCGGACGGGUAGCUACCUGUACUGUUGCGGGACCUGUGGCUUCAGGUUCUGCUGCGAGUUUAAGAACUCCAGAUUAGAUCAGACCACAUGCAAAAACUACGACACCCCGCCGUGGUCUAUGACAGGCAGGCCACCGCCGAAGAUGAUGGACCAACACGAUCCGACCAAGGAUAAAACAAAUUUGAUUGUGUAUAUCAUAUGCGGAGUAGUUGCUAUCAUGGCGCUGGUUGGAAUAUUCACCAAACUUGGCUUGGAGAAGGCGCAUCGACCUCACAGAGAGAACAUGUCCAGAGCACUGGCCCAGGUGAUGCGCCAGACAGCUCCAGGAGAACAUGUGGAGAGAGAGGAAAGCUUGGCGGUGCAUGGACAGCACUACGAGAACAUGCAGGCCAGAGCAACAGGAAACAACCUGCAAGGUGCCCAAAUAAACAGUGUGGGACCUGGGUCAUCUAUGAUGCAAGCUAUGACACAAUACCCUGCCCUUGGACAGGUACCUAUAGCCCACCCCUACGAGCCAUCCCAACCUGGAAAUGAGCACAACAAGUAUGCUUCGCUCAAGGCUGUGGCUGAAAAAGCAAAUGAAAACUUCUACACUAACAGACGGCAUCUAGCCGACCUGGCAGCGAAAGGCACUCUUCCCAUGCACUCGGUGAGUCUGGAGCAGGAGCCCACCAACCCUUACAGCCCCGAGUUGCCCUGCCAAAAGCAGAAUGGACACAAGUCCAAAAGCACCAAGGUCCACAGCUCUCACCCGCUGGCUUUUGGCUCGAACACCAUUGCCAACCCUGGCAUGCUGAAGGGCUGGGAGAUGACAGAAACGCUGGGUCGCCGGCACAUGUAUGCCCCCAAGAAACACAGCGCCACCGUGGAGCAAGUGAAUAAGCUGACGUCUGCCCACAGCCAGCACUACCUGCCACCACAUCCGUACUUUGUCACUAACAGCAAGACUGAAGUGACCGUGUGAACAGGGCCGCAACACCAGGUUUAUCGAGCCUAGGCCUGAGUGGAUGCGUGGAUCGGGGAAAUAAGGAUAAUAAAGGAAGCCUGAUAGAGGAAGAAGAGUGGAUUAGGACCCAGUCCUGCUGGAAGGAUUGACCGAGCAGUCUGGAUCAAGAUCUGCAUGGCUGUAUGUGUGCACUUUGUCUUCAAGCGGAUGAGCAUGGAACAGGUGUGCACUGGCCUUGAAUGGGAGAACGUAAUGUUAUUCAGAGGAACUCUUUCUUUGUCCAUUCCAUCACAAAUGAAUAAUAUGACCUGCAGUGAUGAGUUUGUCACAAGGCCAUCUGUCAGAGUGAUGAAGACACAUUUAAACCCUAAACAAUCAAUGCAACAAACAUACUAGAUGGGACCAUUGUCAUGAUUCGUAACAACCUGAAAGCUUGUGAGAAAGUCGCUCAAGGUACAGUAUCUUGUUUUCUCAGAAUCUUGUACAUAACAGAAUGUUACCAAGGACGUAAAAUGUCAAAAGACAUCGGUCUAGAAGAUUAAAGAUGAUGUGAGGACAAUCAUGUCUCUAGCUCUUCUCAUCUCAACACUCAAGACUUUCCAGAGCGUGUGCACCAAAAACCUACUGUAGCAAUGUAACACGCUAUAUACUGAAAAACACUGGGCUUGUGCCUUUCCAACAGAAGAACUCAUUAUAUGAGAGCUUGUGCUUUUCAGCGAGCACAUGGUGUUUCUUCAAUAACAAAGAUGCAUAAAAUAUAAACAAAUCUAUUGUUUACGGCUGUCAUAUUUCAGUAGAAAAUGUUGAUUGUCAGUGUUCUAAAAUACACAUUUUCCCUUCUGUUUUGCCAUUUUUCUCUGAUGUGUUCAUAUAUUGUAUGGCCCUAUCUUUAAGUGCAACUGUAGACUGUAGACAAAGGAAGUACCGUAGGGUUAAUGAUAGAGAUUAAUUUUUUCCAAUGUUAUGUUUGAUAAAAAUGAAUGGUUAAUUCUGAUACUGAACAAGAUGGUUACAACACUGCUAUUGUUGCAUUCCAAGUAUUCUGGGUAUUGAAAACUUGAUUCAGUAGUUUCUUUUGUCUUUAGCCACAUAGUGUGAACCAUUUCAAUUAACAUAAGGGCAAAAUGCUGCAUUUAAUUUUGAAAACUAAGCGUUUUGUCAUCCACAUCCAAAUUAUCCCAAGUAUCUGGUUGUGAAUAAUGUGGGUCACAUAAACUUAGAUUGCUAUGAAACAAGUGGCUUUAUCUCAGUACACUUAAAAUGACCUACAUCAUUUGCUCACCAAUGGAUUCUCUGCAGUGAAUGGGUGCCGUCAGAAUGAGAGUCAAAACAGUUGAUAAAAACAUAGCAAUAUCCCACAUGACUCCAGUCCAUCAAUUAAAGUCUUGUGAAAUGAAAAGUGUUUGUGAUCAGAAGAGAAAUAUGCUCUGAUCAAGCACUAUUUAUAAGUGUUCAUGAGAUUUUGAUAUGAGAGGACAAAAGGGUUUGGACUUUUUUACUGAAGGAAGCAUUACUAUAAUUUAUAGAUUCGAAUUGUAGCCUUAAGAGACAGUGUACAGUUAAAAUGGGUUAAUGAUGGAUUUGUUUAUGCUUUUAUUAGACAGCUGCAGCUCAUACAGAAUGCUGUUGCCAGGAUCCUGACUAGAACCAGAAAAUCUGAGCAUAUCACACCAGUCCUCGGGUUCUUACACUGGCUUCCUGUUAUAUUUAGGAUUGAUUUAAAGUACUUUUGCUCAUUUAUAAAUCACUCAAUGGCCUUGGACCUAAAUACAUGGCAGAUAUGCUCACUGGAUAUAAACCUAACAGACCACUCAGAUCAUUAGGAUCGAGUCAGUUAGAAAUGCCAAGGGUUCACACAAAACAAGGAGAGUCCGCUUUUAGCUAUUAUGCCGCCCGCAGUUGGAAUCAGCUGCCAGAAGAGAUCAGAUGUGCUAAAACAUUAGCCACAUUUAAAUCUAGACUCAAAACUAGACUCAAAACUCCUCUGUUUAGCUGUGCAUUUAUUGAAUGAGCACUCUGCUACGUCCGAACUGAUUGUUCAGUUUUUAUUUUAAAUAAUUUAAAAAGUUUUGAAAUUCCUUGUUUUAUUGUUGUGAUUAUUAUUAUUUUUUUAUGAUUAUUUUACUUCCUUUUAUGUAAAGCACUUUGAAUUACCAUUGUGUAUGAAAUGUGCUACGUAAAUAAACUUGCCUUGCCUCGCUUUGCCUUUCAGUUUAUAAGAUGGUAAAUGAUUGCCUGGAGUCUUGUAUCUUACUUGUGGAUUAUUGUGAUGUUUUUAUCAGCUGUUUUGUCUCUCAUUCUGACGGCACCCAUUCACUGCAGAGGAUCCAUUGGUGAGCAAAGAUGUAAUGCUAAAUUUCUCCAAAUCCGUUCUGAUGAAGAAACAAACCCAUCUACUCAACUCAAAAAUGUAUGGACAUUACUUUCCACCCUAAAAUACAACACUGCAAUGUGUAAUUCAAAAUACGGGUAAAAUACCUGUGGAAAAAAAAAACAAAAACAAUACAGAGCACAUUGGACUGUAUUUUAACAGUUUUUUUUUUCAGGACAGCUAUUUAAAUGAUAUCUGUCAGCUAGUGACAUUUUAGGUGUGGCAUGUCUUCUACUGCACAUUUAAAUGUUUUAAAGCACAACAAGAAUGAAUUAUUACCCCCUAAGCCAUUUGUACAAAAAUAUUGGAUCAUCAAGACAGCUACAAAAACCUCCUUUGUAAGUUAAAUAAUACAAUUUGAAUUAACAAUUUAAAACGUUGAAAAUUCCAUAAAGUGUGGGGAAAUUCCGAUAUUAUUUUUUAAAAGUAUUCCAAACAGAAGCCCUGGAGCAUUUCAUCAUAUCCUUAUGCCCAUAUUCAUUGCAGGAUUUAAAAAAAUUGCAUAAAUCUAGUGUGACCCACCCAAGCCACAUAUUAAUAAAACAUUUUAAGAUCUGCAGACCAGUUGGAAUCCAAAUCAUGUUGCAUGUAAAUCUGGGAAUGAUUAUUUAUUAUGAGAAAUAAAAAUCUCUGUCAAGAUUUAACAACAUACCAAUAUCAGUAUUGUGUCCAAUUUUGGCCUCUGCUGUCCUAAGAAUUCACUCUAAAGAAGAAGAAGAAGAAAAAAACUCCUGCAAAAUAAUACAAGCCCUGCCUCCAGUUUAACUGCUUGUCUUCUUCAUGCUAUUGAAUACUGUCUUUGUGCGUCACUGCCAAACAGCCUGCGACAAACCAGUACUUAAGACUGACAUAAUGGCUGCUGGUCUGUCAGUCACUGAGUCCACUCAACAUCUAUUAAACCUGAGUGUCUCACUGCAGGUCACCUCAUGACUCAGAGUGCACUACAGGAUCACUCACCGGGGGGCACGUUACUUGGAAUUAAAUCACAUAGUGAAUACCUUUCCCUCUGAAAUCUCCAAACACUGCAGAAAUGGAUUAGCACAGAUAAUGUCAAGAUUCGCAGGGUAGCUAAAAAGACCUGCACAGCUGGGUUCCAGGAUUCCAGUCUGACUGCAUAAUAUAACAUAUGAAAUCGCCAUUGUGAUAUAGAAAUCAGGCAUGUGGGAAAUAAUCUAAGUUAACAAUUGGGAGAGAAUUCACUAAGAAUGAAUUGUGCCCACUGAUUAGUUUAUUAGCUUUGUUUUAGCACCAAAGGUGGUAGGUAAAUACUGCAGUAGGUAAAUACAGCAGGAUUUUGUGAACAUGAAGUAAUACGCCUUAUGAUGCAGUCACACUAUACUUACUCACACAUGCUUGGUCAAUGGUGCUUCAUUCAUUUCCAUUCCUACACAUGAAUGAAACAGUGAAACAAAUGAGAAAAAGUCUUGUCUUGCAUAUCAGAUUUUGAUUUGGAGAAAAUUAAGUUCUGACCUAUAAAUCUGCUUAACAAAAAGAAGAUUUCCCUUACACAGAUUUUGUCAUUGAGUUCAAGGUGGUCACGUGAUUUCAACAAAAACCUGCUUUAAGCUGGUUUAAAAAUGACUUCUAUGUGAGCAGUGCUUCAUAAAUUGCUACACUAUUGAAAAUAAACAAUGUACCUUUUCGUCUGCAAAAGGUGUCUGAAAUUUCACUAAUGUGACCAUACCUAAACUCUUUGCUCAGACAUUUACGAAUAUCACUUCUAUUUACUGUUAUAUAAAAAAAAGAUUAUUUUUGUUGCUAUUUACAUUUGGUGCAAACAGUAUGUACCACUAAUGCAACCUACAGUAAUACACAAAACAGCACUAUAGCAAUGUAAAUAAUACCUGUUUAACCUGGAUUAUGGUUUGUUACUGAAUAAAGCUUCUGAUGCUAAAAUACCUCACAAAAAUGUGGCGCAACUGCUUAGUGAAUUCAUCUCUCAGUGUGUUGAAAUGUAUGAAAUCCCAUGUUACGUUGAGCCUAUAGGAGGGUCGUCUUAUUACUGAUUUCCGUUUCCACCUCUCAUUGUGCCUCGCUGUUCAUUAACAGUCACUAGGUAUCAUUUUUAUGUUUUCACUCAGUUUUAUAGAUUAUUGGGGCUGGCCAUGAAUGAAUGCAUAGAAAGAACAUACAGAGGUUUUUAUCUUUUGACAUCAGCACAAGGUCUUAUUAGUUAGAGACGUGAUGAGCUAGCACAUAACAGAUGCAGUCUUGAACAGUCAGCUGUACAUUACAUCACAAAAGGGCUGAAUAUUAGCAGAACAACUUUAAUGCUGUGAUCAUGAAGUUUAGAUCCUGAGGGAAUGCAUUCUGAAUCUCAGUGAAAACACAUUGACAUGUAUAGGCAGAUGUUAUAAAAAGCUGUGCUAAAUGAUAUUGCCCUUUAUUUCAUGUGUUGAAAAACUCCAUAACCCCACUGCAAUUGAUAUUGAUGUUGGUUUGUGUAUUUGCAUCUGUUAACUGGUUCAUUUUAAACACUCAAAUGCGAUUUUAUAGAAUUUCAUUUUGAAAAGUAAUACCUCAAAUACUUUUGACAAGUAGAAACCUACUGUUGAAUUAAUUUAUUUAUUUGUUUUUUCUGGUAAUGCUGUUAUGCCAGUGGUACAGUAUACUAUAGUUUCAAACUCUUUUAUGAAAUGAUAUUGUCAUAUUCUUCACAUAAAGCCAGAAUAGUUACACAAUAACUUGAUAUUCAUAAGUAGUAGCAUAGUAGUUGCUGAUGAGACCAAGUUUGUCCAGUUCAGUGGUCUAUAUUGUAAAUCACAGAGACGAAGCAUUGAGGGUUACAAUGAUACCCACCAAACUACUUCCUGCACAAGGCUCAAAUUCUAAAAUGAAACCUGCGUGUCUUUUAUUGAAGGGUUAUUUUGUGAUCCAGGUUUAUUUGAAAAUGUGUCAAUAUAGUAUUCAGUUAGUCAUAAUACUGUGUCUACUUCAUUGGUGAUGUAAAACGAAGCAUCUGGGAAACAGAGCACAUCUUGCAGCCCGUGGAUCACAUUUAAUACACUAAGGUACAUUUUUUAAAUAAUGUAUUCUAUGUAACAUUUCUAUGUGGAAGUUGAAAGUUUAAGCACUGUUGUACUGUUCACAUCACAAAACAUAUUUACAAUAAAUGUCUCCUCUAUA
Molecule: messenger RNA, 7021 nt
Organism: Cyprinus carpio (common carp)
Lineage: Eukaryota; Metazoa; Chordata; Actinopteri; Cypriniformes; Cyprinidae
Product: protein shisa-9B-like
Biological process (GO): regulation of short-term neuronal synaptic plasticity; regulation of AMPA receptor activity
Cellular component (GO): AMPA glutamate receptor complex; postsynaptic density; dendritic spine membrane
Source: RefSeq, a predicted model, not a curated record